Penicillium coprophilum is the source of this 1893-nucleotide messenger RNA. RefSeq names its product nucleoporin NDC1. The transcript is spliced from 5 exons. Lineage: Eukaryota; Fungi; Ascomycota; Eurotiomycetes; Eurotiales; Aspergillaceae. Gene Ontology annotation, biological process: spindle pole body localization; nuclear pore organization. Gene Ontology annotation, molecular function: spindle pole body-nuclear membrane anchor activity. Gene Ontology annotation, cellular component: spindle pole body; nuclear pore transmembrane ring. The record is from RefSeq and is a predicted model, not a curated record. The coding region runs from base 1 to 1893 and encodes 630 amino acids.
AUGGCCGUAGUACAAACUCGGCCCUACAGGCGAAUCCUGACUUCGGCCUUGCACCGAAGAUUUGUUCAUGCAUCUGCACUUUCACUGCUGGUCUCUUAUAUCACCGCAAUUGUGGUUGGAGAGAAAUCGUCUUUCUUCUGGUUAUGGUUUCCUUUGGGCAGUUGUGGUGUUCGAACCGCGCUCCUCUUCAUCUCGUCGCUCACCAUUUUUGUCCUUCGCGUCAGUCAAAUGCACAUUGGUUCGAGAACAGCUACUUCCUCGUUCGGCACUUUGAAAUCCUUCACUUUAUUACAAAUCGCGCAAACAUUUGGCUGGUACCUCUUCUCGGCAUGGUGGUUCACUCAAGUCUACGUAUGGUCGUCUUCGCUUGAUUCUAACCUCGAGCUUGUGAAACGGGGCAGGCCACACGAGCGACCGACCCUGAACGAAAGGCCCAUUUACCUUAACUCCUUCCAUGCGUUUCUAGCAUGUGUGCAAGCAGUGUCCCACCUCUAUUACGACUACGACCGCAUUGCAGUGCCCAUAGCGGAACGGAGAUUGAAAACAAAUGACGAGCGUACCCAUCCUGUCCCGCCAACCUCCAAGUAUCUACAGCGUGUUUUGCCGCAAGAACUGGGGGCCGGUGCUCUCAGAGGCCUGAUUGUUGCUGCAGUCUCUCUCGUGAUAUACCCCAUAUUUUUCAGGCGCUUUGCGUGGAGCUGGUCUUUGUAUGUUGCCAAGCUCUUUUGGAGCUUCCCGAGAUCUGCAGCCGAACCUCAGAGCUUCGUUCCCUCAAUUUUCCCUUAUUUUUUCUUCAAAGCUUUGGUCCCUGGAGUCAUGCUUGUUCUUACAUGGCAAACCGCCAACCUCUUCUAUUCUGUGUUCAUCGGCAAGGAGCCUCUGAAGCGUGGCCAGCCACUCACGACAGAAGCCAAGGAUCCCAAUGGCAGUCUCCUAAGUGGUCUCAAGGCAAAGAAAGAAGUUGUGAGGACCUUCGCGCUCUGGGAACUUAGUCUCAUCAGCCAGCGCAUUCCCGACCGCCGGAAGGCAAUUUUCAAUGAAAUUGAUCGCGAGGGCGGUUCAGUUUGGUCCCAGGUCCUUGCUUGCACCACUGAUGUAAUCAAGGCCAUCAACACUCGUAUCGAGGAAAGCGAAAACCCCGCGCCUGUCACCAAGCCUUUACCGCAAGCCGAGAAAUCUGAGCCUGUUCUUCAAAGUCUCCCACGACUAUCAGAACCGAUCAAAGAUGACAACAUCUUCACUUCUGCCCCGAAGCCUACUUCACGCCAGGACAAAUUUGGUGAUGCGUUCAGCUCAGCGGCUAAAUCCAUCGGUCAGUCAGAAGACUGGACUCCAGCUGCCCGAGCCCGGGUCCGAGAUGUCUUCGACCGGGCAUCCGGCGGCCCCUCCACAACUCAUAAACCUGAGGACAUGAACCCAAUUCUGGCGCAGAUUCUUCGUUCGCCUAUCGGCCAACCUUUCCGUCAAACAUACGCUCAGCGCCUCUCAUCUAUUGUUCUUGGAACACCGGAAUCCUCUCUCUCAUUGAUUGUGGAUGCUGUGGAGUCGUUGACUCGACUCCUCAUUGCCAGCUUGGCCGAAGAUCCUUCACGCCGAUGUGCCCUCAGCAGUGCGGCUUUUGACCCAUACCACCCUGACCCUGGAUGCAUUUGCCCACCAGGGUGGUUUGGAUGCCCAUUGGACCGAUAUCAACUUCCCCCAUCUAGCGAUCCCCAGGCGCAAGCAGUUGCCCGCCUGGUCCCAGACGUUGAAGUCGUGCUUGCUACGCUCCGUGGUGGUCUCAAGGAUCUAUUGACGGCCUUCAAGCCUUACUUGCGGGAUAUCGGUAUCGCAGGCAAGGAUUUGAGGCUAGCAAAGGAGGCAGCUGGCAUCGACGGAGAGGAGGUAUUAUGA